UAACUGCAGGAAGACGGAUGCUACAAUUUCUGAAGACUUUUCUGUUUCAAGAAGCAGGAUGGUUUCCAUGGAUCUCUCUGCCGGCACUAUUCUUCUCUUGACUAUUUCCUGCUGCCUGUGGAAUACCGAAUCUCGAAAACAUUCGUCCGUGCUCAGUGUGCCAAAUGGGGGUACCUGGGGUGAAUGGGGUCCAAUUUCGUUUUGCUCUUCUGGCUAUGCUAAGGGCUUUGCCCUGAAGGUGGAAAAAGGCGAUUUGACUUUUGACCAUACAGGUCUGAAUGGAAUCCGCUUGUACUGUGACGAUGACACAGAUAUUGAGUCUAGAGUUGGACCGUGGGGAAAGUGGACCAGAAAACUAUUCUGCCCUAAAGGCUACCUGGUUUCUUUUUCUCUGAGAGUGGAACCACGUCAAGGACUGAAUGAUGAUACAGCAGCUAACAACAUCGAGUUCAAAUGCAGUGAUGGUGCUAAGUUGAAAGGCAUUGGCACUGCAAGGGGUGAUUUUGGCCCAUGGAGUGAGAGCUGCCCCUCAAAUGGUAUAUGUGGGAUGAGAACAAGGGUAGAGGAUGCACAGGGCAUAGCUGAUGAUACAGCACUCAAUGAUGUGGUUUUUUACUGUUGUUAA
Messenger RNA from Ahaetulla prasina, 625 nucleotides. RefSeq names its product vitelline membrane outer layer protein 1-like. Lineage: Eukaryota; Metazoa; Chordata; Lepidosauria; Squamata; Colubridae. The coding region runs from base 59 to 625 and encodes 188 amino acids. The transcript has 4 exons. The record is from RefSeq and is a predicted model, not a curated record.